Trichobilharzia regenti is the source of this 1454-nucleotide messenger RNA. The record is from the annotation of a GenBank genome assembly. Lineage: Eukaryota; Metazoa; Platyhelminthes; Trematoda; Strigeidida; Schistosomatidae.
CUUCUGGGUUGUGCACAUUUAUAAAUAUUUUGUGGGAAAUGACUAAAGACUACAAGUUGACGCAGAUGUACAUGCCUUUCUAUGCGGCAUGUACAUCUGCCACUUUAGGAUUUUUGUUCUUCUUUUUAUCGUUUUCAAGUCCUUAUUGGUUACAGUCAUUUGAUCGAGUACACAGUUCUUUCCUCCAUAUGGGGAUAUGGUCGGUGUGUUUUGAUAAAUUUGUGCAUCCGCAAGUACUGCUCUUGUUACUUAUUCCAAUGUGAUUGGAUUUAGGAUUACCAUGCUAACGUACUGACGGGAUGCUUUUGGGUUUAUGACCGGUUCUUUUUCAAAAUCGGUAUUUGGCAAUGGCUUAACCCCUAUUGGCUGAUUGGCGUUCAGGUUUUAAUGACGAUAGCAUUUACAACGAAGUGUUGUGUUAUACUGAUUCUUGUUUUGUACCACCUUCUGUUUGGUCAUCCAGCUGCUGAAUCAACUAUGGCACUUGUAGGUGAGGCAUUUAUUGCUCUUCUUCUAACAAUAUCUAUUCUACUGUUUGGAAUCAGUUCUCAAAGUCGAGUAUGGAUGCCAAGACCAGAUCAGUACUUUCUUUCAUGGUCAUUUGGUUUUAUUAUAUUAGCAGCUAUUUGUUCGUAUAUAUCUGCAGGUUUCUUAUAUUGUGUAAGCUAUACAGAUAGAGCUGCUCAAGAAGAAGUUGAAAAAUAUGAAGCAGUUGAGACAAACUAUGGUGUACGAAGUGUAUUGUCUGGUCGGAUAGGCAGUGGUGGUUUAUACAGUGGAGCAUUAAGUGCAAUAGGCGGUGCUGGAGGUGUAGUCGUCAAAGUUCCAUCGACUGGAAUUAAACCUGAACAGGUAAUAGCCCUGGAUUCAGAUCUUCGACGUAUGGAUACAGGACGUGAAAGUGUUAGUCUAUUUUCGCCUAGUGUUACAUUUGCUCAUCAAAAUAAUCGUUAUGGCGGAGAAGUGGGUUCAAGACCUUCUGAUGAUCAACUGACUGACAAUGAAUCACGUACACUAUCUCCAAUUCCAGGAAGUGAACAUAGUCAAGAGACACCAUUAUACGUGAAUCAACCUGUAGCAGGAGCGGCUGCAGCAGCCAAGACAACACGAUAUGUGAACCAACGAGAUCUGUCCUCUGGUUCUCCACCGGAUAGUCAGUCUUAUUCACCUUUAGAAGUGGAACAAGCCGAAGAGAAUCAAAGUAUGCUAUCAGAUAAUGUUGAAAGUCAACAAGGAGAUUAUAUACCACCACGGCAUUCAUUACCGCUAUCUCAGAGAGGCUAUACAACAACGGCAACAAAACCAACCAGUCGUUAUUCUCGUUACUAGUUACUUUGAAAGUAUCCUCCUAUGACCGAAUUUGAAAUUGUUUCACAUAAAUUAUUUUAAAUAUUGUAUAGUAUUUUAAUUAUUUAUACAUUCAUCAUUUUUAUUUUAAAAUUAAAUACUGCGAA